CCAACAUCGAUCAGAGCAUCAUGUACAAGAAGCUUCCCUUCUGUAUCUUUGCAGUCCUGCUGGUCUGCUUUGCGUCGACUCUCGCUUUUGCAAACGAAUAUAGCAACGAAAUUGCAACAACCAUUGUUGACUUGCCUGUCCAUUUCAAAAACGUCAAGACAAUCCGAACAAUUGAUCUCAGGUCCACUGUUGUACGCGAAGACAUUGGCAUUCGAGCCGAAAACAUUGAUAGCCAACCUCAGACCGAAUACUAUGUACCACUCCCUGAAGAAUAUGACAACAAGGUUGCUCAUUUCACCGCUACCUUGAAGACGACUACCAAGGAAGCUUUGCCUGUCGAGAAGCUCGGCUUUGAUUCUACGAGAAAGAUCCAGAUAUACAAGAUUACUUUCCCUGAGCCUGUAGCACCAGGCAGCACAGUUGCCUUUGGCAUUAAGUUUGUUACCACCAAAAGUCUUAUUCCCAACCCAGAGACAAUUCCUCAAGUUGCCAGACAACACGUGGAGUACAACAACAACUUGUUCAUUUACUCUCUGUACCUAGUUGAGGAUAGCAAGACUACUGUUGUUCUUCCUCCUAACGGUAAUGUUGUCACUUUCACCGAGACCACCGAAUCAUUCUCAAGAUCUGGUAACAAGAUUAUUUAUGGACCCUACCACAACAUCGAUCCAUUGGUCUAUAGCGAAAUGCACAUCCAUUACGAGCAAUCUCAGCCUAUUCUCACCGUUACCAAUCUUGUUCGCGACAUUCAGGUGUCUCACUUGGGCGGUAACUUGGCUGUGGAGGAGCGUUAUCCCUUAAGACACGAUGGUGCACGCUUGGAAAAGCAAUUUAGCCGUGUCGAGUUCCAGCAGUCUGCAGGAGUGCACGAUCACACCAACGUUUUGAAGCAGCUUACUUUCCAACUACCUGCUAGCGCUCGUGACGUAUACUAUCGUGAUGAUAUUGGCAAUGUUUCAACUUCCCAUGUUCGCAAUCAAGUAGGCAGUACCCUUCUCGAAAUUACUCCUCGUUAUCCUCUUUUCGGAGGAUGGAAUUACACAUGGUUCCAUGGAUACAAUGCUGAUCUUGGUGAAUUCUUGCAUUAUAACAAGCGUGCUGGACGGUACAUCCUCAAUUUGAAACUUGUGGAAAACGCCAAGAAGAUGUCAUUUGAACAUGUUAAACUGAAUGUGGUUUUACCCGAGGGUGCAACAGAUGUUCAAGUUGAGGCACCUUUCGACUUUGAUGGAGUCACCCACAGCAAGCACUUCACUAAUCUCGACACCACCGGACGCUACCAGCUCACUCUGGACAAAUCCAACGUUGUUUCUGAGCACGAGGACUUUAUACAGAUUUCGUAUAAGUUCUCGUCAAUCCACCAUUUGCAAAAGCCAUUGGCGGCCUGUGCUGCGUUCUUCACCAUCUUUAUGAUGAGCAUUCUCAUUUCAAAGGUCAAGUUCACUAUCGGUGUUACCCAGGUCAUAAAGAAGACGGAGUAGAUAUGUUAGAAACUUCAGGACUCUUCUCACGUAUAUGGCGAACCAAAAUUUUAUAAAAUGUCUUCCAUCGCUUUUUCACUGUUUCAUGACUGGUUUUGAUACAUUGGUAUGAACAUCGAUAAUCUCAGUACCAUUUUUUUAAUAGCCCUACGA
Molecule: messenger RNA, 1634 nt
Organism: Umbelopsis ramanniana AG
Lineage: Eukaryota; Fungi; Mucoromycota; Umbelopsidomycetes; Umbelopsidales; Umbelopsidaceae
Exons: 7
Coding region: 21-1481 (486 amino acids)
Cellular component (GO): oligosaccharyltransferase complex; membrane
Source: RefSeq, a predicted model, not a curated record